Molecule: messenger RNA, 1132 nt
Organism: Populus nigra (black poplar)
Lineage: Eukaryota; Viridiplantae; Streptophyta; Magnoliopsida; Malpighiales; Salicaceae
Product: deSI-like protein At4g17486
Exons: 4
Coding region: 224-877 (217 amino acids)
Biological process (GO): protein deubiquitination
Molecular function (GO): deubiquitinase activity
Source: RefSeq, a predicted model, not a curated record
CGUCUUUGCUAUUUUUUUUAACACCCAAUAAAAAAAAACAUAAAUUCGUGUGUUAAUUUUUUUAUAUUGCCCAUCAUUAUUACAUCAUCGUCAUCCUUAAAUAGAAAAAAAGACUAGAACUUUUAUUGUUUGUUAUCUCAAAAGUUAUUGCUUUCUGGCAGGAGAUCUGUGACUGUGAGAGACUCCAGUAGGCAUUUCUAAAGUUGAUCGAUCUGGGUUGAUAAUGGGGGCGGCAAAUGAUAUUUCGAGUUCGAGCUCUGAUUUUCUGAAUAACAGUGACACGCAGGUGGUAUUGAACAUAUACGAUCUCAUACCUCUAAACCAGUACACCUAUUGGUUCGGUUUUGGGAUUUUUCAUUCAGGCAUUGAAGUCCAUGGUAAGGAAUAUGGAUUCGGAGCCCAUGACUUCCCUGCCAGUGGAGUUUUUGAAGUGGAACCAAGGAGCUGCCCUGGUUUUAUUUACAGAUGUUCCAUCCCUUUAGGCCGGAUAAAUAUGCCUCCCUUUGAAUUCCGAACAUUUAUAGAGAGUGCUGCUUCCGAGUAUCAUGGAGAUACCUAUCACCUCAUCUCCAAAAAUUGCAACCAUUUUACAGAUGACAUGUCGUGGAGAUUGACAGGCAAGUGCAUACCAGGAUGGGUGAAUCGGCUUGCUCGGCUAGGUGCUCUCUGUAGUUGUCUGCUUCCCGAGAGCCUUCAAGUAACUACUGUUAAACAGCUACCUGAAUACCAUGAGUGCUUAGAAGGUGGAAGUGAAUCUCUGGCAACCAGCACGCCCUGUGAGUCAACAGAAAUUGAUGAUAGUGAUGAAGCGAAACACUUGCUGUCACCAACUGCUGUGAGUGGGGAUGUGGCUUUUGUUAAGGAGGCUCACAAGUGAAGCUGUCUUCUUGAUAAAAAGAUAAGAAUGCCUCAGAAAGUAUUUUGUGUGCCCCUUGGAAUUUGGUUAAAAGAUGUCUAAGAAUCGGUGCUUGGAAUUUGGUUAAAAGUCGUGCUUUCGCCGCGCAAAUCUUAUCUUAAUCUUUGAAGGCUGAAAAUGGCGAGGCACUGUUUGAUAGUGUGCAAGUGUAGGUUGUUCAUCUAAUUGCUGUAACCCCAUUAAAUCCUUUAUUUUAUUUCUACCUUUGUUUCCCCA